Messenger RNA from Carica papaya (papaya), 3646 nucleotides. The record is from RefSeq and is a predicted model, not a curated record. Lineage: Eukaryota; Viridiplantae; Streptophyta; Magnoliopsida; Brassicales; Caricaceae.
UUUUCUGGUUUUCGUCGUUGUGCUGAGGGGACACGUUUCUGAAAUCAAAUAGAACGAUAUUUAUCAGAUCCAGAGGAAAGGCGAGAUAGUGAAAAGCGUCAAUGCGGUUGAUACGUAUAGAGGCAGAGAGAUAUCAGAGAUCGAGCAAUUGAUUGACAAAGAGAUAAACAGUGAGAUAAAUGGAUGUGGAGAGAUCGUCGCUAUGCAAUUGCGUCGUGAAUUUCUUGUUGGAGGAAAACUAUCUAUUGACGGCGUUCGAGCUCCUCCACGAGCUACUUGAUGACGGCCGCGACGUCCACGCCAUCCGCCUUAAGGAGUUCUUCUCUGAUACUUCCCAGUUUCCUCCCGAUCAGAUCUCUCGCUUCAAUACCCUUCGAGUUGUAGACCCCCAGAGUUUGCUUGAAGAGAAAGAAGCAAUUGAAGAGAAACUAGCAAUUAGCGAAUAUGAGCUUCGCUUAGCUCAGGAGGACAUUACAAGGUUGAAAGCUGAACUAGAGAAGAAAACAGAUUUCCCUGUGGAUAAGUUGAAUGACCCAAAUGCAGAAAAUUUUAUAAGCCAUGGUCCAGAAUUUCAAAGGCAGAAAAGAGAUGGUUCCUAUUCUGAUUUGGGGCCUUUGAAGAAUCAUGAACGCAGAGAUCUGAACUGUGCUGUAAAAGAAUAUUUGAUUAUAGCAGGAUACCGGCUAACUGCAAUGACAUUUUAUGAAGAGGUUACCGAUCAGAACUUAGAUGUUUGGCAGGAUUCUCCUGCAUGUGUGCCAGAUGCCUUACGACAUUACUAUUAUCAGUAUCUUUCAUCCACUUCCCAGGCUGCUGAGGAAAAAAUUGCCAUGCUCAAAGAGAAAGAGUCCUUACAGAAAGCAAAUGAGGGGCUAAAUCAUGAAAAGGAGUUCUUGCUUAAGAGUAGAGAUUUAGCUGAUGGUCAAAUCAUUGCAUUAACUAAAUCCUUAGAAACACUUCAGAAGGAUAUCAAGGACAGAGAAAAGCUGGUACAAGAUUUGAAGCAGGCCUUGGAACGCCAAAGAAAAGAACUAAAUGAUUGUAGAUCUGAAAUUACUGCACUGAAAAUGCACAUUGAGGGAUCUCGUUCUGGGCGAAUUCUGGUGGCGGCUGAGGUUGACUCUGCUCAUUCCCAGUCCUUCAAGAAAUACAAGGAAGAGAUAAGAUCCUUGCAGAUGGAAAUAGAAAGAUUAAGGGCUAAAAAUGCAACAACUUGUGAUUCUGUGGAUUCUGAAUAUCCUCAUAAGGAGUCUGUGCAAACAGAAGAGAAAACUGUUGAUAUAGAUGAAGUUAAAACUAUAAUUUCUUAUCCUGCUGAUGCAACCAGAGUAUUAGACAGUGAAGAAGCUGGGUCAUUGGUUACUCAAGUAUUUGAUGAGAGUUUAAGUAAACCUGAGGAAGUUUCAAGCAUGUUGGGAAGUCCUUCAAAUGAGUAUAUUUCGUUUGAAAAUGGUGAAAGUGUCUCGAAGAAAGAUCCUGAGCCUGUAAUGGAAGAUAGUGGCUUACAUCUAAAGUUGGAAACUACCAACAGUGAAGCUGCUUCAGAGAAAAUGGGUUUAGGAACUAUUCAGAUCCUUGCAGAUGCUUUGCCCAAGAUUGUACCUUACGUUUUGAUCAACCAUCGGGAGGAGCUUCUUCCCCUCAUGAUGUGCGCAAUUGAGCGCCAUCCAGAUAGCGGGACACGAGACUCCUUGACUCAUACGUUGUUUAACUUGAUUAAACGCCCAGAUGAACAGCAGAGGCAAAUCAUAAUGGAUGCAUGUGUUAACCUUGCUAGAAAUGUAGGAGAGAUGAGAACAGAAACAGAAUUGCUGCCCCAAUGUUGGGAACAAAUAAAUCACAUGUAUGAGGAGCGUAGGCUACUUGUUGCUCAAUCCUGUGGAGAGCUUGCAGAAUUUGUCCGACCGGAGAUACGUGAUUCUCUUAUUUUAUCUAUUGUGCAGCAACUGAUAGAAGAUUCUGCAACUGUUGUUCGAGAGGCUGCUGCUCAUAAUCUGGCUUUGUUGCUUCCGCUCUUUCCAAACACGGACAAAUAUUUCAAGGUCAGCCUCACUAAAUAUGCUUCGAGGCAAUCAUGGAGAUGUCUUGCUAGGGGCCAUGUCGAAUGGCCUGGAUUCGAGUGGAUGCAUGUCGACUGCCUUCCUGAUUUGAUACAGCUAUCGUGCUUGUUACCUCAGAAAGAAGAUAAUUUAAGGAAUCGAACAACAAAGUUCUUAUUGGCUGUAUCUGAGCAUUUUGGAGAUUCCUAUCUGACACACAUAAUGCUACCAGUAUUCUUGGUAGCAGUUGGCGAUGAUGCUGAUAUGACGUUCUUACCAAAUACAGUUCAUCCAAGAAUAAAAGGCUUGAGACCAAGAACUGCUGUCAGUGAGAGACUCGCUACUAUGUGUGUCCUACCCCUUCUCUUAGCAGGUGUCCUUGGCACGCCCAGUAAGCGUGAACAGUUAACAAACUACUUGAGAAAACUAUUAGUUGAAGGCAAUGGAAAGGAUAAUCAGGCUUCCAAACACAGUACAGAGAUUGCUGAUGCAGUCCGUUUCCUUUGCACAUUUGAAGUACAUCAUAGUAUGAUAUUCAAUAUUUUGUGGGAAAUGGUUGUUAGCUCAAACAUGGAAUUGAAAAUCAACGCAGCCAAUUUGUUCAAAGUUAUUGUGCCAUACAUUGACGCAAAAAUUGCUUCUACCCAUGUUUUGCCUGCUCUUGUUACCCUUGGCUCUGACCAAAACCUGAAUGUAAAGUAUGCAAGCAUAGAUGCAUUUGGACCGGUGGCUCAACACUUUAAAAAUGAAAUGAUUGUUGAUAAAAUACGUGUUCAAAUGGAUGCUUUCCUUGAAGAUGGAUCUCAUGAAGCUACUGUUGCCGUGGUCCGAGCAUUGUUAGUAGCUAUUCCACAUACGACAGAGAAACUUAGGGAUUAUCUUUUGUCCAAGAUUUUCCAACUUUCAGCAAGUCCUAGUUCUGCAAGUGAUGUGAUGCGGAGGCGCGAGAGAGCUAAUGCAUUCUGUGAAGCAAUUCGUGCUCUUGACGCUACAGAUCUUUCUCCAACUAGCAUCCGGGAAUUCCUUCUUCCUGCCAUACAAAACCUUUUGAAAGACCCCGAUGCGGUGGACCCCGCUCACAAGGAAGCCUUAGAAAUAAUAACAAAGGAAAGAUCCGGCGGAACUUUUGAGGCUAUCAGUAAGGCGAUGGGAGCUCAUCUCGGGCUUGCAUCAUCAGUGACCAGUCUCUUCGGCGAAGGCGGACUUCUAGGGAAGAAAGAAAGUGCAGAGUCGACAGUGGAGCCAGCUGAAACCCCAGAGAUGGUUCCCCUACCUCCACCCGCUGAAGACACUAGAUUCAGGCGUAUCAUGAGGGGAAACUUUACUGACAUGCUCAGGGGUAAGGACUCGAGAUGAAAACACAACAUAACUUGUUUUCUAUGGAGUAAAGACAUUGGAUAAUGCUUUCUAGCAUCCCAUUUAUGAAAUUGCUGAGCCCGAUCCAAGAUUUUUUUUCAUUUUUUUUUUUACAUAAUUCUUUUUUUUUUCCCCAAGCGCUUCAUGUAACAGGAAAAAUAAGAAACAAAAGAAAUGGCGGCAUUGCUGCUCUGUUGUUGAUUUAUAGUUAGUGGCUGCAAGUGAAUCGUCUCCAUGGUUCUUUGCUGAAA